AGAUUCACGUUCGCAUUCUCACGCCCAAAACUGAAAGCAAAAUAGCAACCAGAAAACCAAACCCAACAACAGCACCACGGCAACAACAACCGUGGAGAGAGAGAAAAAACAAAGGGAGAGCGAAAACGACGUCAUAUCGGACCCUUUUCUCUAUUCUUCAAGCAAGCUGCUAAGAUCUCUCUCUUUAAUCUCCAUCGUUUCCGAAUCUCCAAAUUGGCUUAUUGUUAAAAAUAAACUUUUGUUCGAGGGGUUGUAUUUAUGAGCAUGGCCUAGCCCGACACAUCACUCAAUUCGACGCAUUGUUUAACUCUUUCUUCGUCGGGAGGAGGUUAUUUUUGAUCCAAAAGUAGAAAUGGUGGUUUCUGGGCCAAUUACGCCUGGACAGGUGUCUUUUCUCUUAGGAGUUAUCCCGGUUUUCAUUGCAUGGAUAUAUUCAGAGUUCCUAGAAUACAAGAAAUCUGCAUCUCAUUCUAAAGUUCAUUCAGACAAUAAUCUGGUUGAAUUAGGAGAGGAGACAAUUAAAGAAGAUGACCGGGCUGUUUUGCUGGAAGGAGGUCUCACAAGAUCAGCAUCUGCUAAAUUCCAUAGCGCAUCCAUCAAAACAAACUUGAUGAGGUUUUUGACCAUGGAAGACUCUUUCCUGCUGGAAAAUCGAGCAACUUUGAGAGCAAUGGCUGAGAUUGGGGCUAUUCUGGUGUACUUCUAUAUAUGUGACCGCACAAAUUUACUAGGAGAAUCUACCAAGAAAUACAACCGUGACCUUUUCCUCUUCCUCUACGCUCUUCUCAUCAUAGUUUCAGCAAUGACUUCUUUGAAGAAACAUAGUGACAAAUCAGCAUUUUCUGGAAAAACCAUGCAAUACCUCAGUAGGCAUCAAACUGAAGAAUGGAAAGGGUGGAUGCAGGUCCUAUUUCUAAUGUACCAUUACUUUGCUGCAACUGAGAUAUAUAAUGCAAUACGUGUCUUCAUUGCUGCAUAUGUUUGGAUGACUGGAUUUGGCAACUUCUCAUAUUAUUACAUUAGAAAGGACUUUAGCGUAGCACGCUUCACCCAGGUGAUAUUCUCUCUCUGGGUUUUAAUCCCAUAUAAGCAUACCAGCUAUGUAGUUCUUGAUAUUUUUGUACAUAUCAAUCAAUUUUAUAACUUCUAUAUGAUGCAGAUGAUGUGGCGACUAAACUUCUUUGUGGCAUUUUGCUGUAUUGUUCUCAACAAUGACUAUAUGCUUUACUACAUCUGCCCGAUGCACACGCUAUUCACCCUAAUGGUGUAUGGAGCUCUUGGGAUUUUCAGCAAGUAUAAUGAGAUACCAUCAGUGAUGGCUGUGAAAAUUCUUGCAUGCUUUCUCGUAGUUAUCUUGAUUUGGGAAAUUCCUGGAGUUUUUGAAAUAUUCUGGAGUCCAUUAUCUUUCCUAUUAGGGUACACUGAUCCUGCAAAACCAGAUCUCACUCGACUGCAUGAGUGGCAUUUUAGAUCUGGUCUUGAUCGCUAUAUAUGGAUCAUUGGAAUGAUAUAUGCCUAUUAUCAUCCCAAUGUUGAGAAAUGGAUGGAAAAAUUGGAGGAAUGUGAAACCAAGAGAAAAUUCUCGAUCAAAGCAAGCGUUAUUGCAGUUUCCUUAUUUGUUGGCUAUAUGUGGUAUGAAUGUAUUUACAAGCUGGACAAGGUUUCUUACAACAAAUAUCAUCCCUACACAUCUUGGAUUCCGAUAUCUGUCUACAUUUGCUUGCGGAAUUGUACUCAGCAGCUUCGGAAUUACACUUUGACUCUCUUUGCGUGGCUUGGCAAGAUAACCCUGGAGACUUACAUUUCUCAAUUUCAUAUCUGGUUGAGAUCAGACAUACCUAACGGACAACCCAAGUGGCUUCUUUCUCUUGUCCCAGAAUAUCCGCUGCUCAACUUCAUGCUCACAACUGCUAUUUAUAUCUUGAUAUCUCAUCGCCUGUUUGAAUUAACAAAUACACUUAAAUCAGUUUUCAUACCCACAAAAGAAAACCGACGGCUGCUAUACAAUUUUGUGGCUGGAAUAGCCAUUUCACUGAUUUUGUACUGCACCUCACUCAUUCUUCUUCAGAUUCCUCACUCGCGAGCCUGAGAAAGCAAGAGUCAGAGGGUUAGACAGAGCUUUUACAUUGGACAUACGAAAAAGAAUAUAUAGUUGGAGCAAAAUAAGAACAAUUCGUAAGAUGUCUGCGGAUGUAGCUUUCGAAUCAAGUGUUUCCAACAAUUUUGAGUAAAAAUGCCCUCCAUUUUUGUCCUUGAGCUGACACUUCAAUAUCCUGGCUUUGCCGUGGGAGUUGGGAGUAUGAUGAGGGGGGGCAGGCAACCGGCAGGAAGGAAAUCUUUUUUUUUUUUUUUUUUUUUUCACAUUUUGUUGUGAUAUUGGAAACUGCAAUAUAUUAUUUCCUUUUGUCAUUUUUUGGUCAUUCACUGAAGAAAAAUGUAGAUUCCUGUGACAUAGAUGUGUUUCCGGCACCAAACAAAUUCGAGAUCCAAUACUAAUGCAAUUCCUCUUAUUGUGAACU
Molecule: messenger RNA, 2519 nt
Organism: Theobroma cacao (cacao)
Lineage: Eukaryota; Viridiplantae; Streptophyta; Magnoliopsida; Malvales; Malvaceae
Product: protein REDUCED WALL ACETYLATION 3
Biological process (GO): xylan biosynthetic process; xyloglucan metabolic process; plant-type secondary cell wall biogenesis
Cellular component (GO): Golgi apparatus
Molecular function (GO): acetyltransferase activity
Source: RefSeq, a predicted model, not a curated record